AUGCUAGCUGACAGUGAAAAAAUGACACAUCUCAACACCAACAACAGACACAUCUCAACACCAACAGACAUAUCUCAACAACACCAACAACAUACACAUCUCAACACCAACAACAGACACAUCUCAACACCAACACCAGACACAUCUCAACAACAGACACAUCUCAACACCAACAACAGGCACAUCUCAACACCAACACCAGACACAUCUCAACACCAACAGGCACAUCUCAACACCAACAACAGACACAUCUCAACACCAACAACAGACACAUCUCAACACCAACAACAGACACAUCUCAACACCAACACCAGACACAUCUCAGCACAAACAACAGAUACAUAUCAACACCAACAACUAACACAUCUCAACACCAACAACAAACACAUCUCAACACCAACAACGGACACAUCUCAACAACAACAGACAUAUCUCAACAACAACAGACACAUCUCAACACCAACAACGGACACAUCUCAACACCAACAACAGACACAUCUCAACACCAACAACAGACACAUCUCACCAACAACACACAUAUCAACACCAACAACAGGUACAUCUCAACACCAACAACAGACACAUCUCACCAACAACACACAUCUCACCAACAACAACAGACACAUCUCACCAACAACAACAGACACAUCUCAACAACAACGAACAUAUCAACACCAACAACAGGCACAUCGCAACACCAACAACAGACACAUCUCGCCAACAACACACAUCUCACCAACAACAACAGACACAUCUCAACACAAACAACAGACACAUCUCAACAACAACAGGCACAUCUCAACACCAACAACUAACACAUCUCAACACCAACAACAGACAUAUCUCACCAACAACACAUAUCUCACCAACAACAACAGACACAUCUCACCAACAACAACAGACACAUCUCAACAACAACGAACAUAUCAACACCAACAACAGGCACAUCUCAACACCAACAACAGACACAUCUCACCAACAACACACAUCUCACCAACAACAACAGACACAUCUCAACACAAACAACAGACACAUAACAACAACAGGCACAUCUCAACACCAACAACUAACACAUCUCAACACCAACAACAGACACAUCUCAACACCAACAACAGACACAUCUCACCAACAACACACAUCUCACCAACAACAACAGACACAUCUCAACACAAACAACAGACACAUAACAACAACAGGCACAUCUCAACACCAACAACUAACACAUCUCAACACCAACAACAGACACAUCUCAACACCAACAACAGACACAUCUCACCAACAACAACAGGCACAUCUCAACACAAACAACAGACACAUCUCAACAACAGACACAUCUCAACACCAACAACUAACACAUCUCAACACCAACAACAGACACAUCUCACCAACAACACACAUCUCACCAACAACAACAGACACAUCUCAACACCAACACCAGACAUAUCUCAACACCAACAACAGACACAUCUCAACACCAACAGGCACAUCUCAACACCAACAACGAACACAUCUCAACACCAACAACAGACACAUCUCAACACCAACAACAGACACAUCUCAACACCAACAACAGGUACAUCUCAACACCAACAACAUACACAUCUCAACACCAACAACAGACACAUCUCAACACCAACAACGGACACAUCGAAAUUCAGUUAUGAUGCGCGCAUCAAAUCAAUUGAUCAUUGCAGUAAAUAA
Messenger RNA from Ostrea edulis (European flat oyster), 1701 nucleotides. RefSeq names its product GATA zinc finger domain-containing protein 14-like. The coding region runs from base 1 to 1701 and encodes 566 amino acids. Lineage: Eukaryota; Metazoa; Mollusca; Bivalvia; Ostreida; Ostreidae. The record is from RefSeq and is a predicted model, not a curated record. The transcript is spliced from 2 exons.